CUGCACCUUCCUCUCCGAGUCUGUUUCUGUCACAGUGAAGAGAGCAUAGACGAAGCUGAGCGGAACAGGAUGCAGGCUAUCAAAUGUGUGGUCGUGGGAGAUGGAGCUGUGGGGAAAACAUGUCUUCUCAUCAGCUACACAACCAAUGCCUUCCCCGGGGAGUACAUUCCUACUGUCUUUGACAACUACUCAGCUAAUGUAAUGGUGGACAGCAAGCCAGUCAACCUGGGCCUCUGGGAUACGGCUGGACAGGAAGACUACGACAGGCUCCGCCCACUGUCCUACCCACAGACGGAUGUGUUCCUGAUCUGUUUCUCUCUGGUGAGCCCGGCGUCCUACGAGAACGUCAGAGCUAAGUGGUACCCAGAGGUUCGCCACCACUGCCCCUCCACACCCAUAAUCCUGGUGGGCACCAAGCUGGAUCUGAGGGACGAGAAGGAUACCAUUGAGAAGCUGAAGGAAAAGAAGCUGGCACCAAUCACCUACCCUCAGGGCCUGGCUCUGGCCAAGGAGAUAGACGCCGUGAAGUACCUGGAGUGUUCGGCUUUGACCCAGCGUGGUCUGAAGACUGUGUUCGAUGAGGCCAUUCGUGCCGUGCUCUGCCCUCAGCCCACCAAGGUCAAAAAGAAGCCCUGCUCACUGCUGUAAAUGAUUUUUGCAGAACCAGAAAGAAGAGAGAGAUUCAGACCGCUGACCUUGGACUAAAAGAAGAGGAUUUGAAAGUUCUGCUAUGUUUCUAAUAAGAAACUAUGACUAGAUUUCAACUAGUUAAAACAAAACGCUUUUGCAGUUACAAUAAAACAGCAGCAAACCUUUCUGUACAGCAUACUCUGAGACUGAAUUUUAAAGUGCAUUACAGACGCAGCACCAGGGCAGGAUUUUUUCUCUAAAAUAAAUCAUCUCAUCAGAAUGAAUCACUAAAUGUGGAAGCAACAGGCUGCCCCAUGUAAGCUCAGGAGCAGCUUGCCAGCUUUAUCCGGUGUACCAACAUUCCUGGACACAUCUCACUGCCCUUUUGGAGCCAAAAUAUAUAUGAAAGGUCAUUUGCAGCUUCAAAUAAUAUUUGUUAUUGAGUGCAAACAUUGUAUUGCAAUAAGAAUGGUUAACAAUGUGUUGUGGUUUGUUGGAAUCAGAAAUGUAGCUUUGUAUGAGCAGGGAGCUGAACUAUGUUGUAUUUGAAUACAAUGUAUUAAAUGUAUUUUUUUGUUGUAAUAAUAGAAUAAAAAACAUCAAGUUA
Molecule: messenger RNA, 1237 nt
Organism: Monopterus albus (swamp eel)
Lineage: Eukaryota; Metazoa; Chordata; Actinopteri; Synbranchiformes; Synbranchidae
Gene: rac2
Product: Rac family small GTPase 2
Exons: 7
Coding region: 70-648 (192 amino acids)
Biological process (GO): small GTPase-mediated signal transduction
Molecular function (GO): GTP binding; GTPase activity
Source: RefSeq, a predicted model, not a curated record